Molecule: messenger RNA, 279 nt
Organism: Sclerotinia sclerotiorum 1980 UF-70
Lineage: Eukaryota; Fungi; Ascomycota; Leotiomycetes; Helotiales; Sclerotiniaceae
Exons: 2
Coding region: 1-279 (92 amino acids)
Source: RefSeq, a predicted model, not a curated record
AUGGCCAAUACCCAACAGCAAACCCCGAAACCACCAGGCCCAAAGCGAGCCCGCGAUCAUGCGACUAUCACCUCAAAUAAAUGGACAGAUCAUGAAAAUCUGCUCUUCCAACUCUAUGUCACCGAAAAGAAGUCUUACAAAGAGGUUCGUCGGAUAAUGAACGAAAAAUGCAAAUGGUCAGCUAGAGGAACGGGAACGAAAAGCAGUCAUAAAACAUAUCCAACGGCGAAGGGAGAAAAGGAAGGAAAGCUAUGUCCGUAUCAGGAAGCAUCAGAUUAG